Messenger RNA from Apodemus sylvaticus (European woodmouse), 10972 nucleotides. RefSeq names its product polyhomeotic homolog 3 (gene Phc3). Lineage: Eukaryota; Metazoa; Chordata; Mammalia; Rodentia; Muridae. The record is from RefSeq and is a predicted model, not a curated record. The transcript is spliced from 17 exons. The coding region runs from base 40 to 3198 and encodes 1052 amino acids. Gene Ontology annotation, cellular component: PRC1 complex; nucleus. Gene Ontology annotation, molecular function: protein binding; zinc ion binding.
CUCCCUCCCUGGAGGGCCGCAUUCUUGGGUGGCGCUGUGAUGCUACGCUCAGUUAGCGACAGGAAACUUCAGGUUCCCGGAUUUAAGGACCACAGCACAGCUAUGGAUAGUGAACCGAGCUCUGGAACGUCUGUGUCAACAACAGCCAGCAGCACCACCACCACCACCAUCACCACAUCCUCCUCCCGAAUGCAGCAGCCGCAGAUCUCCGUCUACAGCGGAUCAGACCGACAUGCUGUCCAGGUCAUUCAGCAGGCCUUGCACCGCCCCCCCAGCUCGGCGGCGCAGUACCUGCAGCAGAUGUAUGCAGCUCAGCAGCAGCACCUGAUGCUGCACACGGCCGCUCUGCAGCAGCAGCACCUCAGCAGCUCCCAGCUCCAGAGCCUUGCGGCUGUCCAGGCAAGUUUGUCCAGUGGAAGACCAGCUACAUCCCCCACAGGCAGUGUUACACAGCAGUCAAGUAUGUCCCAGACGUCUAUCAACCUCUCCACGUCUCCUACAUCUGCUCAGCUGAUGAACCGUUCCCAGACUUCCAGUUCCACCAGCGGCAGUAUUACCCAGCAGACUAUGCUGCUAGGGAGCACCUCCCCCACCCUGACGGCCAGCCAAGCCCAGAUGUACCUGCGCGCGCAGAUGCUGAUUUUCACACCUGCUACCACUGUGGCUGCUGUACAGUCUGACAUCCCUGUUGUCUCGUCGUCACCGUCACCUUCCUGUCAGUCUGCAGCUGCUCAGGUUCAGAAUUUAACAUUACGCAGCCAGAAGCUGGGUGUCUUAUCUAGCUCACAGAAUGGCUCACCAAAAAGCGCUGGUCAAACCCAGUCCUUGACAAUUUGCCAUAAUAAAACCACAGUGACCAGUUCUAAAAUCAGCCAACGAGACCCUUCUCCAGAGAGCGCGAAGGGAGGGAGCCCAGGCCUGGAGUCUCGGAGCACCGCCGUCACGCGCACCUCAAGCAUUCACCAGCUAAUAGCACCAGGUACCUUGGAAGUCCCAGGUCAACGUCUGACCAUGCCCAGCUCUGACGGGGACGUCUUUUCUCCUUGUCGCUUCUCUUUGUCCUCACAUGGACUUUCCUCUUCAUAUUCUCCAAUUCAGCCUCAUUCUCUAAUCAAACAUCAACAGAUUCCUCUUCAUUCACCACCUCCUAAAGUUUCCCAUCAUCAGCUGAUAUUACAACAGCAACAACAGCAAAUUCAGCCAAUCACCCUUCAGAGUCCAAGUCAAGAUCCACCCCCAUCCCAGCACUGUAUCCCACUCCCAAACCAUGGCCUUUCCCCGGCUCCCAGUAAUGCCCAGUCACAGCAUUGCUCUCCGAUUCAGAGCCAUCCCCCGCCUUUGACUGUGUCUCCUAAUCAGGCACAGGCCGCACAGCAGUCUGUAGUGGUGUCUCCUCCCCCACCUCAUUCCCCAAGUCAGUCUCCUACUAUAAUUAUCCAUCCACAAGCACUUAUCCAGCCACACCCUCUUGUGUCUUCAGCUCUUCAGACAGGGACAAAUGUGCAGCAGGCUACUGCUGAUCAGGUACAGUCCACAGCACAGCUGAAUCUUCCAUCCCAUCUUCCGCUUCCAGCCUCCCCUGUGGUACACAUUGGCCCCGUCCAGCAGUCUGCCUUGGUGUCCCCUGGUCAACAGAUAGUGUCCCCAACAUCACACCAGCAGUAUUCAACCCUACAGUCAUCUCCAAUUCCGAUUGCAACCCCUCCACAGAUGUCGGCAUCUCCUCCAGCUCAGAUCCCACCACUGCCCUUGCAGUCUAUGCAGUCUUUACAAGUGCAGCCUGAAAUUCUAUCCCAGGGCCAGGUUUUGGUGCAGAAUGCUUUGGUGUCAGAAGAGGAGCUACCUGCUGCAGAAGCUUUGGUCCAGUUGCCAUUUCAGACUCUUCCUCCUCCACAGACUGUUGCGGUAAAUCUACAAGUCCAACCGCCGGCCCCUGUUGAUCCACCAGUGGGAAUGCAUUUGAACCAGUGUCAUCUGCACAAAGUUUUUUCUCUUAAGGUUUAUCAGGUAGAAGAUGUGUGUGAGGAAGAAAUGCCAGAGGAGUCCGAUGAGUGUGCAAGGAUGGACAGGACUCCCCCACCCCCCACCUUGUCUCCAGCAGCUAUCACUGUGGGGAGAGGAGAGGAUUUGACAUCCGAACAUCCUUUGUUAGAGCAAGUGGAGUUGCCUGCCGUGGCCUCAGUCAGUGCUUCCGUGAUCAAGUCUCCGUCCGACCCCACCCAUGUCUCUGCUCCUGCCCCUCCACUCUUAAUCCCUGCUGCCUCUGCGAGGAGCAGCAGCACCUCUCUGGCCAGCAGCACUCCCAGCCUGGAGAACAAGCCCCCGCAGGCUAUUGUGAAGCCACAGAUUUUGACCCACGUCAUAGAAGGCUUUGUAAUUCAGGAGGGACUGGAGCCAUUUCCUGUGAGUCGUUCAUCAUUGCUGAUAGAACAACCUGUGAAAAAGAGGCCUCUUUUGGAUAAUCAGGUGGUGAACUCUGUGUGUGUUCAGCCAGAGCUACAGAAUAACACAAAGCAUGCAGAUAACUCCUCUGACACAGAGAUGGAAGACAUGAUUGCUGAAGAGACAUUGGAAGAAAUGGAUAGCGAGUUACUCAAGUGUGAAUUCUGUGGAAAAAUGGGAUAUCCUAAUGAAUUUUUACGGUCUAAACGAUUCUGUACUAUGUCAUGUGCCAAAAGGUACAACGUUAGCUGUUCUAAAAAAUUUGCACUUAGUCGUUGGAAUCGUAAGCCUGAUAAUCAAAGUCUUGGCCAUCGGGGCCGUCGUCCAAGUGGCCCUGAAGGGACAGCAAGAGAACAUAUCCUUAGGCAGCUUCCAAUUACUUAUCCAUCUGCAGAAGAAGACUUGGCCUCUCAUGAAGAUCCUGUGCCCUCUGCUAUGACGACCCGUCUGCGCAGGCAGAGCGAGCGGGAGAGAGAGCGAGAGCUUCGAGAUGUGAGGAUUAGGAAGAUGCCUGAGAACAGUGCCUUGCUCCCUGCCGCCCAGACGGAGCCCUCCAUAUGGACGGUGGACGACGUCUGGGCCUUCAUCCACUCCUUGCCGGGCUGCCAGGACGUUGCAGAUGAGUUCAGGGCCCAGGAGAUUGAUGGACAGGCCCUGCUUUUGCUAAAAGAAGACCAUCUCAUGAGUGCAAUGAACAUGAAGCUGGGCCCUGCCCUCAAGAUCUGUGCGCGCAUCAACUCUCUGAAGGACUCUUAACAGGAGGGAGGCUGCUGCUUCUCAGUCCAGCCCUCUGCCUCUGUGGACGGAGGAUGCCAGCCUGAUGGGGAAGGCCAAGUGCAUUGGGACCACCGCCAAUGGCCGCCAUAAGACCGUUUCUCUUCAGAUGUCCUAACUCCUCAUACGUUUUCAUAAUUAGCGAACAUUGGUGAUGUUAAUUUUACCAGUUAAAUGCUACACUGAAAGACUUGUUACAGAGGCCCAUAUUUUUCAAAGGAACAUGUUAUACUAGAUAAUUUUUUAAAGGUAAUGUUUAUCAUUAAUAUAAAAAAUCCUUUUAAAAAUAAUUAUUGAUUUACACUUCCCCUCCUUUAAUUCUCUUUUCUUAUACAUUUUUUCUACCCUGUUAGUUUUCUAAAUGUUGUCAUAGAGAUAUAGAUAAUUUAGGAGCCCAUUGACAGAAUUGAAUGCAAUGAAAUAUCAGUCUGUUUUAAACAGCAAAUCUUCCAGACCAAUGCUUUGGCUGUGAAAAGGGAUUGUGUUUCAGCACAGGCAGUAUUUCUGAAGUCCUGAGAGCCUCUAGUCUAGUCUUUACCCAGCUUGCAUGACUGACAGGUUUCCUCCUGGUUGGUACAUUAAGAGCAAUAGUUCUCAGUGGAGAACUUGUCCUCCUGGUGACACUUGGCAGUACCUAGACACAUUCUGGUUGCCACAGCUUGGGGUUGAGUUUUGGUGAGGAUUAUAGGAACUGAGGUGUGGCAGCCAGCAGAGAUGUUGCUGAAUAUCCUACAGCACAGAGGAUGUCCCUCUGCCACCAGGAAUGAUGUGCUAUAGAUGCCAGUGGUGCCACGGCUGAGAAGCCUGGGUGGACAAAGAGCUGUGUGCGGGUCCUUUCACCUGCAGGGACGUGCUUACAAGAUGGCGGCCAUGAGGAGGAGGACAUGCCUGCAGGGAAGGAGUAGCCAAUGGCACCAGAGUGCCUGCCGCAGAAGUAGGUUUUCAUUUUACCGUAUACUAGAAAGGAAAGGAAAUGUAUAAACUUGGGCUAUAAAACUAGGCUAACUCACAGAUCAAGUGACUGUGGUGCGGCCCUGGCCCGUGGUCACCUCUUCCUGACUCUGUCCUGUGCACUGACGAAGAUGCUGUCAUGCCUCGGAGCCUCCGUCAAGCAACCCUGCUGAGUCUGGCCAGAAUGCAGGUUUCUUUCUCCCUUACUGAGGCUGUGGAUUCUUCCCACGAAGUACUUAAAGUGAUUUCUCUCAAUCAAAAGUUUUUAUUCAACAGUUUUCUGUUAGGACAUUAAGCCAAAUUUUCAUGUGGAUGCCCUGAAAUCUUUGUAGUGCUGGGCAUCAAAAGGUUUGAUGAUUUUGUUGCUUUUCUUGUCUUUGCUACGUGCUCGAGGGUCUGAGCCAUUGAAGGGGGCGUGUGCACACCCUUGGCAGACGGGAGGGACAGCACGAGUCCGAGCGCAGGCAUCUUUACAGCGCCUUCCAGAGACUGUUGUAGAAGACUAAAAGAUGUCACAAAGACAUCACAGAUAAAUUUAUCUUUUGGCUUUGUGUACAUUAGAAAAUGUUGGUUAUUUUUAUACAGAAAUAUAGCGGAUAAUUUUUUUAAUCUUUAGCUGCCUCUUGUUUGAAUGUAUGCUCUGUGAGAUUGUUGGUGUAGUAGUUUUAAGAGUUGUUCACUAGUAGUCCUGUGUAGACUCAGAAUGUGUAAGUAGCUGAGGCUCCUGUUUCAGACUACAGUAGUUUAGGCUGCGUUACAUAUUUCUUUGUAUCACAUUUGGUUAUUCACGUUUCAAGGAAGGCAAGUACUCUACCUUCAUCUGCAUUUAUUAGCACCGAGUCAUCAUAACAGAGUUGUCAUGGAUGUUCCUCAUUCUCCUAACAAAGGGUGGCUAUACAGCACUCAGAGAUUGCCUGCUAGAAUGAAGGAGGCACGAAGGCGCGUUUCCUCUGGAAUUAAAACUGGCGUAGUAAUCCAGUUAAUACGGGAUUGUCCAGAAUAGACCUCCAGCAAUAAUGCUUCCCUCCUACAAAUGCUUACCUAUAGCCUUUAAGGCAUUAACUCUGCACUUGUACUAAAACCAGCCCAUCGUGUGCUUAUGAGGAACCCCUGUGCCUAGCACUGUUCUUCAGCACCUGGAAACAGCUUACUUGAGGGGCUUCUCUUGGAGGGCGCCUUCUCGCCCUUUAUCUUAGAAGUACGCUAGCUCUUCUGCUGUCUGCACUUAAAUUUAACUAGCAAAUAUACUUUUUUCUUAGAAGUGGGUUAUUUUAUUUAAAAGUGGCUCAUUUGGUGUUUGGUAGUUCUCCCAUUGCUGCAGGCACUUCUUUCAGUUACGUGUAAUGGGGACAUGUGACCUAGACAGAGGAUGUGGCUUCCUUCCCUUUCCUAUUACUAAGCACUUAGGAAGGCUCUUGGAGGGCAAACAAGUGACAAGCAGGAAGGGAGCCUGGCUUCUUCCUAUUGUUGCUUCCUGAACUUGCCGAAACCCCUCAACCAUUGUAGGAUACACUUUUCACGUUAUUUGUUUUAAGUUCUCUGUUCUUAGGAAAACAAACACCUGCUUGUAAAAGUUACUUUGUACUUAGAGGCUUUGCAUGGAACUGUGACACAGCAGGCAGUCACCUGACGCCUGCAGUGACAGUGGAUGGUGAGCAUAGUGGCUUUGGCAGAACUGUGAAGUCUGGGUUAAGGAUGUCACCUGGGAGUAAAGAGGCCAGAGCCAGAGGAGGGCGUGUUAGUGAAGGAGCUGGAGAGGGGGGCACAGCAGAUGGCCCUCCCCCCGCCAGGCCGUCAGCGCACCGCUGAUGCACCUCUGCGCACGCGCUGGAGGUUGCAAUUCCAGGUUAUUUAUCCCUGAAUAAAUGAAGGGAUGUCUGUGUUUUAGGAACCCUGCUGCUUUCCUCUUGUUUCUUGUGUUGGGAGACUGGUGUGUGAGACUGCAAUGUUACCAUGCCUUUGAAUAACUAUUCACAGUCAGUCUUCAUAUACUAAGUGCAAAAUUUAGUCACGUAUCUAUUUAUAAACACAAAUCUUGGAUUGAAAUCUUUCACAGGACUCAUUUUCUCACAAGCUUGUUAGGUUGUGCGUCUCAGCAGUUAUGUCCAGGUUAUGAAAUUCUGGCUGGUAGAGCAUUUCAGACAUAUUCUCAACCAGAGAGGCAGGCUAGAUGUUGUGGUUUGAAGACUUCAGGAACACCAGCACCAUGCUGCUGACAGGUACUGUUGGCUGCCAUGGGAUGGCCUCACCUCCCUCCCUGCACUGAGCCCGUGUACCUCCAGCCCCACCUCCAAUGAAGGCCACAGACCUUCUUCUUAGUUCUUUACUUGGGGUUGGGUAGCAUCCUGGCGUGGAGAUCUUCAGGCUGUUGUAAUGGGGUGGACCUUUAUAACGUCCCCAGUUGUAUUUCAGUCAAAGUCUUAUCCAUCUAUGCAGAUAGUUUCCUAGUUUCUUUUGUACCAUAUGUCUGUGUGACUUGUUCCUUGAAGGUUAUUUGGGGGAGGGUAGAGUAAGUAACAGGAAGAUGAUAUUGCUAGCUAAACGACGGCAUUUUAGCGCGAUGGUGAUCCGUAGUGACCGAUGGUUGGACAAGGUGUGUUAGUUGGUUUGUUUGUUGCACUCGGGGCUGAGCCAGGGCCUCGCGCUCCACCUGAGACUGCACACUGCAUUUUUUCUUGUUUGCCCAGACUAACAUGGAAUUGUGGUCCUCUGACUUUCAAGUGCUAGAACUUAAAAUCUGUGCCAUCAUGCCAAACCUAGCCCCUGUGGUUUUAAAUAGUCAAGAUUUGGUUGUAAUCAGAUUAGUUAUUUCUCUUUAUCCCCUGAGCCUGCUCUGAGGAGUGUUGAUAUUCAUAGUGCCACUGGGACCCGAGUUGAGUAAUCCUGGAUUUUUGAAGAUGAGAAUCAGAGGGAGAGAAUCUGUAAAAAUGUAGGAGUUGGUUAUUAUUGAGUGGCCAGAAUAGAGUCAGAUAUGGCAGCAGGCUCAGUCUCGAGCCAGUCCUAGGGAAGGAAGGCACUGCAGGAUCAUGUGGCGUUGCAUUCUGAGUGCUGCUGACUGCAGCUGCAGCUCCUCCUGACUGGAGGACUCCAGGAGGCACAGCCUGCUGUCUUCUUGAUGGAACGCAGAGUGACUUGGGACACGAGCUGUUUUACUCACACUCAGCAGUACUGAUCUUAGCACUCAUUCAGAGUAUUUUAUUUCAUCUCAAGGAUGGGCUUUGAGUUUCAAUGAGUACAAAUAAGUGCUAGGAAGAGUAAAUGUGCUUUGUUAUUCAAAUUUAACUUUAACUCAUUGAACCAACCCCUUGAGGAAUUCUCUGGGAAGAUAUUUCUGGUAUUAGGUUAUAAAAUAAUUGCCAUAUAGUUUACAGUUGAAAUAAAAGCUGCUUUCCAAUUAAAAAUAUUGAAAUGAUAUUGACAUUUAAAAAAGUGGCCUGAAAUGGUUAAGGCCUUAUCAGUGGGACAUGCAGUUUUAGAGUUAUGUCUGCUUGACAUUAUACUAAGAGAAAACUUUCUUUUUUGUUCUUUUUGAAAGUUAUAAGAUGUGAGUUUAUCUAUAGUUAUUACAUCAUGUUCUAGAGAAACCCAUUAGGAGCCGCAGCCCUCAGUGCUGCGCAGCUGCUCUGCAGCAGUCGUCCGCGCACGCCCUGCCAAGUGCCACCCCUGAGGGGAAGAUUCCCACAAGGGUUUUACUUUCUUUCUCCUUUGAUAGCUUAUGGACAUUUUAUUUUAUUUACAAAUACAAUUUGAAUAUAAUGUUAGGCAUAAAACUAGCUUCUAUAUUACACUUUAUAUUGUAGGCAGAGGACUUUCUGAAGGUUUUCAAGUGUAAACCCACUGCUGUCUCUGAUAGUCCUGAUAUUGGGCAUAAAUCUAUAGAAUGAGAAAAUUUAAAGUAGUAUGUAAUGAAUGGAUUUUAAUUAAAAAUCAGUAUAAAUGUAAAACAUCAUUAUGCUAGCUAGCAUGGCAUGGUCUUAAUGAAAUGUAAGAGGGAUGUAGUUAAGUCCUUCAUACUGUCUAACUUAGUUCCAGUCAUCAUCUUAGAUAUUCAUAGUACCUAUUGCUUUUUGGCUUAAUGGAAUCCAUCAGUGUUUUGUGAACCUUUCUCUGACAGUGGUGGACGAGUAGUGGAGAUUAGAACAUCACUGAAGGAAACAUGAACCCACUGAAGGAGGAAGGGACUUUUUUAAUCUUGCCUCAACGAAGCUAAAUAUGUACAGUGUUUAAAUCCUUAUACAUAAUGCUUGUGUUAAAUGUUUUGGUAGUGUUAAAAAGUGAGCAAAUUACAACUUUUCUUCAGUAGUGACCCAUAAAUGCACUUGCUGCAUUACUGUGCUGAGUGGAGAGGAACCGGCGAGGUUACUCCAGAUGGCCGGCAGCCCUGUGACACAUGGGCAGCUGUUUGGCUUUUAAUCUCAUUUCAACGUACAGUGUGAUACCUGCACUACUAAAUAGGCUGAUUUUUUAAAAAUCAUUUUUGAAGAAACCUUCUCUCCGAGCUUUAAAGUCACAGUGCUGAGCUACCUAUGUGGGAUUACCACUGGGCUGGCUGAGUGACAGGGGUUAUCAGUGCCCAUGUGCUUACUCGGCCACUUGUGAACUGCCUGGACACUUGGCUCAUGUGUGGGAUAUACGACCAAGAGAAGAGCAAGUAAAGUCUUCCCAAACAAACUCAGUGCUGCUUCAGCAUAGCUGUAAUUACAUCCAGUAGUUAAUGGUAAUUAAUUAACCAGUAAUGCCCCGCUCCCUGGGAACAGGGGUUUAAUAACGUCUGAGGCCUAUGUCACAUCACCACUCACAUCCUUUCCACCUGGGGACCAUAUGACAACAGUAAAACUGCCUGCCCUGACCAACUGUGAGACAGUUGUGACAGGCACUGCGAGGACCGUUCCUGUAUGUGGUCUGUGGGUGGCAGGGUGCAAGAAGCCGAUAUGGAAUCAUUGUGCAUUUUUAGUUGCAAAAGUUUACAUCCAUUUUGAUAGUGGAGCAGUUUUCCAAAACAGAAUCAUCUGAAAUGAGGCUGACAGGAGGCUUCUACCGCUGCUUUCUCCAUAGUGCUGGCUGUAUGGUAGUGUGCUAGAGACAGCCACCCCGCAAACACAGGGGAGACCCAGAAAGGGUCUGCUGCACUGCAUCGCAAGAUGCAACUGGUGACAGAAGGCAGUUCCUAGCUGGUUGGUGGCUCACGCCUUUAAUCCCAGACUUGGGAGGCAGAAGCAGGCAGAUCUCUGUGAGUUCAAGGCCAGCCUGGUCUACAGAGUUAAGUUCCAGGACAGCCAGGCUACAUAGAGAAACCCUGUCUCAAAAGCCACCACCACCUCUAAAAGCAGGCCCUGCUUGUGCUGGCAGGUAUUUAAGGAGUGGAGAUGGAGUAAAAGUCACUUUAAUGGGGUGAAUUCCUGUGUCGCUCUGCGGUUCUGGGAAUCGGGUUGUAACUCUUGCUUUAAAUGCUAACAUCAGUUGCUACUCACAUUCUCUAUAAAGAUAUAAAAAUAUAUUUUGAAAACUUUAUCAUAGCUAUAGGUUUUUAAAGUGGGGAAAUGCCCAAAUAAAGUGUUAAAUUACAAUAUAUAAUAGAUGCUUUCAAAUUAAAGUUUUUGUAAGUUAUAAUAAUCUAAAUAGCCUACUAAUCAGAUCUUUGUAAAUUGUCCCACAAUUCUGGUUACUUUUAAGGUGUUUUUUAAGUUUUUAAAAUAUACCUAAGUUGUAAAAUAUCCUGUGCUGUUUAGAUCUCUGUUGCAUAAAUGCUGUUCUUGUGUCUGUAUUCUUAGACCUUAAGAAUUCAGCUAAGGAUACAGAGUGUAAUUUUUGUGUAUGAUUCCCACAUUGAUGGAAUUGACUGCCAUCUUCUGACCUCAUUCAGAAGAUGGGUCUUGGUUUGUACAGUAGGGGAUUAAAAUUCAAAAUUCAGAAAUUCUUGGGAAGUGCAGGGAUUGUGCUAUAAAUGAGGCUUGUCCAUUACAGACAGUCAUGCACUGGGGGGAGGGGGGCUGAUCUUGAACCUCUUUAAUUUGGUUAGAAUGCUUUGCCUUUUUACCACUUAAAAUGUGUUUUACACAGGCAGGCUGCUGGGAUUAACUGUUUUUUUAAUAUUUUAAGCACAUUUUUAGAAAUCUUCCUUUUGGUUUUGACCAUUGUUCUAAAAUCAAAGUUUUAUAGUAAUAAAAAAAAAAUCUCAAGAGAUGAUUCAUCAAGGAAAAAAGCAUCACCAAGGGGGAAAGAAAACAUGUUUUAAUCUUAGAGAAAGCAAACGUUAGGGUUAUAAUAGAUGUGUCUUACAUUGGAUGUUGUAUUAGAGACCUCCUCACAGGAAACGAUAGAGUUCUAGCACCCUUAGCAUAGAGUUCCUAGACUGGCAUCCAUAGCUACAGUUUUACAAUGUAUAACCUGAAAAUGAAGUUAACUUUACAUUAUAAGAGCACACCAUUAUCUAUGUAAAAAGUGUUCAUUUGAUGUAUUUUUUUAAGAAAAGAGAAAGCACUUUCAUAUUAAGUAGCAUGUGUGUGAAUUUCAGACUUCCUCUGUGUGUCUAGUCCGUGAAAUAAAGGCGCAUCAGAUGUUUGCUGGCGAUGUAACUGCUAAUGGAAGCACCUUAUCCUCUGCUGCUUAACCUUGCUUGGAUUGCACCUUUGUUACCUGCACACUCUCACAUAGAGUAUUGUAACAUGGCUUCGAGUGGGUCUGGGCGGACGGCUAGCGGUGGGCCUACAGGAUCUUUUAUUUAUGUUGUUUAUAUUACAAUAAUAUAUUGUAGACCAGUUGUAACUUCAGUUCUUUACAAAUAAAAGCCUGACUGGUUAUUGAA